Molecule: messenger RNA, 689 nt
Organism: Drosophila simulans
Lineage: Eukaryota; Metazoa; Arthropoda; Insecta; Diptera; Drosophilidae
Gene: bou
Product: U-scoloptoxin(05)-Er1a
Exons: 1
Coding region: 120-569 (149 amino acids)
Source: RefSeq, a predicted model, not a curated record
ACGGGAACGGAGUCGCAGCGGCGUUUCAGUUCCAGUAUAAACUUGGCAUUUGCUGACGACGCUGACUGUUUGAUUUACCUAGAGUAGAGAAGCAUAAAACGUACUGCUGUGACGUAAUCAUGUGGCCGCCCAAGCACGCCCACAUUGGCUGGCUUUCAAGCCUUGCUCUCGUCGUUCUCCUGAUGAGCCUGCAAAUGGUAACGGUGUCGGGGAUCGAGUGCUACGUGUGCGACACGAGCGAUACGGAGCAUCCGUUCCAGUGCGGCGAGUGGUUCGAGCGAUACGACAUACCGGACAUCCAGCCCCAAAAUUGUUCCAGUGUCCACGGCGCCCAGUUCUGUGUGAAGCACGUUGGUCGUUUUGAGGGUGGAAUCGGGGCGAAGAGGUUCUGCAGUUCGAAGGACAUGGGCAACUAUUGUGACUAUGUGCGAAACAAGGGCGAUCGCAUGGACUAUCGCAGCUGCAUCUAUACUUGUGAUACGGACGGUUGCAAUGCCGCUGGAAGGCUGGAACUGGAAUGGGGCGUGGCAGCGGCGCUCCUCACUCUCACAUGGCUCUUACGGCACUGACAGCAUCGGGCGGAUAGAGCCGAAAAGAGCUGCAGCACUACAUUAAUUUUUUUUGUCGUUAAUUAUAAGUUGUAACAAAGUAACUGACACACAAAACAGACACUCUAGUAUAGGUAAAAA